CCCCCCCAAACCGCUGUUUCUUGAGCUGAGCACAAUAGUCUGACAGUGUUUUUUCUGUUGUGCGCCUCGUGUUCUGUGUUCCUUGGUGGCCGUUUUGGCGUGCUCCAUUCGCCCUCCCCAUCGUCGCGUCAAAUGCUGGAUGCUUGCCCUCGAGGCUAACGAUUGUUCCUGUGGGUUGACGGUCCCUGAAGGUGGCCCUUCGUGUCUUUUCAUGUUCGGGGAAGUAACCGCGGAGCGGGGGGAUCCGCGAGCGUCGUCUACGUAGUGGUAGUGUCCUAGUGCGGGGAGGACGAGCGAUCACGAUCCUCCACCGAACGGUUAAUCCAAGUGGUUACGUCACACGAUCCUGAGCUGGGCUUUCGAAAGAAACGACUUACUAAAGAAGUGGACGGCGACGACGACGGGGACGAGGACGACGGCCCUGCUAAAAUGGAGCUGCGCCUGCACUCGCCAGCCGGAGCAGAACCGAUCGUCUAUCAAUGGCCCCUCACCUCCGGAUCCGGAUCUGAUCGUCACGAUGGUGCACUUGAUGUUGUUGAAACAAUGAGAUGGGUUUGCGAAGAUUUGCCAGAUUUGAAACUACCGUUAGAAAAUAACAUUUUAUGUGACUAUGACACAAGAGAUUAUGAAAGUAUGAAAAAUUUGUGUGACAAAUUUAAUAGAGCAAUUGAUAGUUUAGUGCAACUGGAGAAAGGUACCAGUUUACCAUCUCAGAGAUUGAAUAAACGACCCAGUCGAGGUUUACUAAAACACAUACUCCAGCAAACAUAUAAUCAAGCAGUAGUGGAACCAGACAAAUUAAAUCAAUAUGAGCCGUUUUCACCAGAGGUAUAUGGAGAAACAAGUUAUGAACUUGUAUGCCAAAUGAUUGAUCAGAUUGAUGUAACAGAAGAUGAUGUUUUUGUUGAUUUGGGAUCUGGAGUUGGUCAAGUGGUUCUUCAAAUGGCUGCAGCAACUUUAUGCAAAAUUUGCAUUGGUGUUGAAAGAGCUGACGUACCAUCAAGAUAUGCACAGAGUAUGGAAGUAAACUUUCGUAAAUGGUUGAAUUGGUAUGGAAAAAGAUGCGGCGAAUAUCGUUUGGUAAAAGGCGAUUUUUUAGCUGAUGAACAUCGUGAAAGUAUUACCGGAGCUACGAUAGUGUUUGUUAAUAAUUUUGCAUUUGGUCCAACGGUGGAUCAUCAACUAAAAGAACGAUUUGCUGACUUACGAGAUGGAGCUCGGAUUGUAUCGUCAAAGUCAUUUUGUCCUCUCAAUUUUCGCAUAACAGAUAGAAAUCUCAGUGAUAUUGGUACAAUAAUGCAUGUGUCGGAAAUGUCACCACUAAAGGGUUCUGUCUCGUGGACUGGUAAACCAGUGUCUUAUUAUCUACACGUAAUUGACCGUACCAAGUUAGAACGUUAUUUCCAUCGCUUAAAGAAUAAUAAACAAGGUGGCGAUGAAAAUUCUGAUUCUGUGAUAAAUAACACUGCCAGCAAUAGUAAUAAGAUUAUAAAUAGAGGAGAAAGAGGUGACAGAGCUAAACGAGAUCUUUCAAGACAGCUAGAAAGUCCGAAUCAUUCGGAGCAACAAGGAACAAAUAGCGAUUCAGAUGUAGAUGAAAGUAAUAUUAAAAAUCGUCGGCAACCAAAUAAGAUCCGCAGAAAGUUAAAUAGGAAAUCUAAUGGUAUAACUAGACCACCUGCUAGAGGUAGACAGAGGGGAAGAGGAGUAAAGAAAUCGAAGCCCAAGAAAACAAUUAAUAUUUCUGGCUUAGAUUUACUGCAUAGUCAAACAUUGCUUAGUACAUCUCCACAAGCUUUGGGAAAGAAACCACCGCCUGCACCUGGUUGCGUGGAUCAACAACUGUCUUCAUUAUCACUUUCAUUACAGUCACAUUCCACCUCUGUGCAUGAAGAACUUAGUAUACCACCUGCUCCGUCCGCAACUCCAUAUGCAUUACAGAUACUUUUGGACUUGUACAGGGACCAAUUCAUGCUUAUGUUAGAAUCGAUGAGAACACCUUCAUACAGAAUAUCAGUUAAUACAGAUAUUGCAAAAGAAAGAGAAAGAAAUUCAAAAUUACAAUCAAGAGCGGCACAAUUAGAGAAACAAAUAAAAGUAUUAAUUGAUGAUAGCGUAGCACUUUUAAAAGCAAGAAUGACCGAGUUAGGUAUAAAUGCGACAUCGCCUGGAGAUUUACUUGCGAAAGCUAAGGAAAUUGUUCUUAGACAUAAACAAUUGCAAGCUAAAGCAAGUAAGCUACAGGCCCAGGUUGCAUCUAUGGAAAGCGAACAAUCGAGAUUAACUGCUCUUAGACAUCAAGAAUUACAAGAGAAGUAUAGUAAUCUCGCAAAUACGAAUGGUAUAUCAAAUCCACCACAGCCACUUACUCAGGAUUAUAUAUUGAAAGAAAUUUCUGCGACUUUAUCUCAACGUAAACGAUUACAUUGUCAGGUAUCCAAAUUGGAACAUGAAUUAAAUGUAUUGGAAAGAGCAAGCAAUGAAAAACAGGUUGCUGCGAUAGUUCAGCAGCAAAGAGAAGCGUUAGGUUCCAAACAUUCGCAAAGUCAACAUCAUCAUCAGCAGCAAAAUGGAAAAAGCGGAUCAUCGCGGAAAAAUAGAGAAGGACGUUCUAGGUCGCAAGAAUGGCCUGAUGUUCCUGAUAUCGGAAAAAUACAGGAGAAUAAUCCAGAAAUAUUAGCGCAAAAGAUUUUGGAGACCGGCAGGCAAAUAGAAGCUGGCCGAAUAUUAAACAGACAAAAUAGUAGUACUAGUAGUAAUUCUAGAACCCGACUGCCACAAGCAUCUCUCAGUUUUUCUACUACUUCAUCAUCUAUUUCAUCCUCACAACCACAGAUAAAUAAUAAAGAAGCAACAAAUAGAACUCAGGAACCUCCAAGAGUAGCAAAUUUCGAAGAUAGGUUAAAAAGUAUUAUUACAAGUGUUUUAAACGAAGAUCAACAAAAUAGAAAUAAACAACAACAAAUGCAACUACAGGUGCAAUUACAAAAUCAGACUGAGCCAGAUAGAAAACGUGCAUUAUCACAAAAUGUUUCUACUCCUGAUUAUACACAGGUUUCACCUGCGAAGUUGGCACUACGUCGUCAUCUUUCUCAAGAACGUCUUUCGUCUCAUUUAACACCAUCUGACAGGCCAACAAUCGACUCGAGGCAAUCGAAUCAUGACAAUCGUAUUGCAACGGGAGGAAAUGGACUACUUGGUACUAGAACGAUUGGAGAUUUAGUCAGUGGAGAAAUAGAAAGAACGUUGGAAAUAUCUAAUCAAUCUAUAAUAAAUGCAGCUGUUGAUAUGAGCGCAAUGAUAAGGCCAGAAACCGUAUAUUCUCCGAUUAGUAGACCAGCUAGUGCGGAAGGUGACGCUGGUUUAUCAACUUUAGCACACGUAGCAAGUUACGCUCCAACUUCUUCUGCAGUUUCAACUUGUACUCCUACCACAACUUCAAGAUCAUCAGUGUUAUUUACUCCCGUAACACAACCACAAAGAUAUACGCCAGUUCAGUUACCUCGUGCAGACAUCAAACCUUAUCAUGAGUCAUAUUUCUCUGACAAUCCUCAGUCACUCACACAGGCCCAUCCUCCAUCAUCAUUGCAUACAUCACAGGCUGCAUCAAACGGCGAGCUUUUGCCAGUAGAAGGAUUAGCUGCAUCUUUACAUGCUCGCAUAUUAAAUAAUCACAACACAAAGACCGAGCCGAUGUUGACUACGAAUAGAAGAUUUCAACCGUAUCCUCGAUAUGCAACCAGUAGCAACAACAAUGGCAGCGCAGUAACAAAUGGUAUGGUGACAGCUAUUUGUCAAUCACAACCUACGAUGUCAGUAAAAACAGAGGCAGUUGUAUCAUCAGUAAGCACAAGCGGAGCGCCCUUGAGUCCUCUUAUAGAACCGCAUUCUAAUACGUCUACGCCACUAGUCGAUGAACCUCAAAUGACAACGCAGAGACAACGAAACGGUAUUGGCGAUGACGACGGGGAAGCGGAUUGGCAAGAUCGCAUCAGUUCCGGAUUUGAUAGACUGGUUGCGUUCGCAUCGACAGAAUUAGACAAGCGAAGAAGAUCCACAGAGGGAGUAAACACGAGUCCUGAUAGCGGUUUAGGAUCAGAUAGCACGGUAACGGGACCUCCACCAGUGAUACCAUCGCCGGACGAAGCACUGGGGCCUCCACGUACACCUUCACCGACCAGUCCUCGUCCACCGAAUCCCUCCAAUAGUAGUAGUACGAGCAGUAACAGCAGUAGUAGCAGUAGCACGUCUUCGGUGCCUCUAAAAUAUCAACGUCAACCGGAUCCGGAACGACAUCAUUUUAAGAAAAAGUUUUUUCAUAGGGAUUGGAACAACUCUGGAAGUACCAGUAAGUUUCGUCCUAAAGGCAAAGAUUGGGAUUGGAAUCACUCUGGACAGUGGUCUUCGAACGACGAAUAAUUUUAAUCAACUUUUUAUAUGUAUCUUGAAAAGCGAGUAUAUUAAGCUUCUUAAUGGGUUCUUUCUUGUUAAGUUCACAGAAUUAAGUUGAUUCACAGAAUUAAUUUAUAUUUUCACACGCAAUAGAACUCCAUUUGUUGGAAUGAAAUUUUAGUUAGCACUAAAUAACUACUCCUGCCAAUUGAUUCUAUUUAUACAAGCAUGCAUUCAUUAUUUGAAUGAAAUCGUAGAGGAAAAUCAGUGAAUUUUUUUGUUAUAUGAAUCCUAGUUAUAUGAACUGUUUGUUCCUCCGUAUAUUCAGAUAAAUGGAGUUCUACUUGUUAUUUGUUUUCACAGUAGAGUUGUUAUCUUAUCUUUCCUUUCCUGCUCUUCGCAGUGUGGUGUUCAAGAUAAUUUUCAAUUAUUUCAAAAUAUGCAACUUAGCUACGAAUCAUGGUUCUCGUCCACGAUUUAAAAUGUUUCUCUCUUUUUUUCAUUAUCUCUUUUGGCUUUAUAGUUUAUAUAAUUUAUAUAAUUUGAGUUUAUACAUUUAUUUAUUUAUUUAAUGAAAAUCUUGACUACGGGGCUAAACAUACUGCGAAAUUUUUUCAAAGUGUAUUUCGAUUCUAAAAUCUAUUUAAUAUUUAGCUGUAUACACACGCGUAUUUUAAAACGUGAAGGACAGAAGAAUGUCGAAAACCUUGUUGUUAUACAUUACUCACUGAUAAACAUUCAAAAUUAAUGUUAUUAGCUGCUACAUUUUUUGACGCAAAGAAAACAAUAAUUUAGAAGAUAAUCAUUAUGGAUUUAAUAUAUGAACAUACGGUGAGAAUGUGUUUGCCUUCAUAAAAUAUAUGCUAAUACCAUAGAGAUUAUAUUCCUUUAAAAAAAAAAAAAAAAGAAAAAAACAGAAGAGGAAAAAUUAAACAAUUUGUAAAUGGACUCAUCUAUAAUUAUGGUACGUGAUUGUCACAUAUGUAAUAAGGUAAAAGAAAGUGCUGUGUAAAACAUGUACCAUAUAUUAUGAACGUUGUAGUUAACGAAACUAGCCGGCAAAACAGAAAGAAAAAAAGCUACCAAAACCUACGUGUGUUCGUAGCAAAUAUUCGCUGCAUAUUUUAUGCGCAGCUCUGUGUCCUCCAAUUAUUUCCGGAGGAUACAGUUUAUCGAAGUGUUCACUGUUGCUCAUAAAUGAAUAUGACAACAGACAGCGAAGAAUAGUCAUUUCACUAUCGGAAGUUAAGUCUAAUUUAUCUUUCUGUUUUUUCUUUUUGUUUCUGUCUUUUUUUUUAUCUGGCACAAAUUUACUCAUUGAUUUGUAAGAUUGUGCAGAAUAAUCCAAAGAAUGAUCUCUUCUACAGGAGAGUUUAAAUUAAGAAAUUUUUCCCAGCGGAGUUUGAUCAGACUCAAAAUAAUCUCGCUGGCUUAUAUGAGAUUCUCAAUUUGUAAAUAAAAUACGGCGCGCUUUCAAUCAAAUUCGUGCGUCUACGUUAUAUAAAAGAUUUUUUAGUCAUUGUAUCGUAAAUAUAGCGGAGAAAAUUUGUAAAAAGGGAAAAAGCAUAGGAGAGAGGUGAUUGUCAUCUAUAAGAUAUAAAAGAAAGAAAGAAGAAGAGAGGGCUAGAAAAAAUUGACUUAAUCGUCACUUGAUUGUAAUUAGUUAUCCAAUUAUUUAACAAUUUUACCUAUUGAUAUGAUAUAAUUAAAUAACAAUGUAGGCACCUGCCAAGUUUAGCAAGUUAUAUAUACACUGCCGAAGAUCUUCAAUUAAUUAAUUUUAUUAUUGAUCAUGAUUAUUAUUUAUUGUUUUUAUUGAAAUAUUUUAAUACUAAGGUUUUUGUAACAAGCA
Molecule: messenger RNA, 6244 nt
Organism: Frieseomelitta varia
Lineage: Eukaryota; Metazoa; Arthropoda; Insecta; Hymenoptera; Apidae
Gene: gpp
Product: histone-lysine N-methyltransferase, H3 lysine-79 specific
Exons: 11
Coding region: 430-4419 (1329 amino acids)
Biological process (GO): regulation of transcription regulatory region DNA binding; DNA damage checkpoint signaling; DNA repair
Cellular component (GO): nucleus
Molecular function (GO): histone H3K79 methyltransferase activity
Source: RefSeq, a predicted model, not a curated record